Molecule: messenger RNA, 1086 nt
Organism: Mesitornis unicolor (brown roatelo)
Lineage: Eukaryota; Metazoa; Chordata; Aves; Mesitornithiformes; Mesitornithidae
Product: inter-alpha-trypsin inhibitor heavy chain H3-like
Exons: 9
Biological process (GO): hyaluronan metabolic process
Molecular function (GO): serine-type endopeptidase inhibitor activity
Source: RefSeq, a predicted model, not a curated record
GCUAAUGAUGCCUUGUCAUAUACUACACUACAAGAUGCUGAACAAACAGCUAAGGCUUUCCAAGAACAAGAAUACAUAUUUGGAGAUUACAUUGAAAGACUCUGGGCUUAUCUCACCAUUGAACAACUCCUGGAAAAACGUAUUGCAGCUACAGGAGAAGAAAAGGAGAAUCUGACGGCCGAAGCCCUGGAUCUCUCACUAAAAUACAAGUUUGUAACGCCACUGACAUCCAUGGUGGUAACAAAGCCAGAAGACCAUGACAAUCAAGAUGGGAUUGCUGAUAAACCCAUUGAAGCUGAAGCUCCACAACACUUCCAUUUAUAUAGUGCACAGCCCACAUGGUAUACUAGUGUUGAUGGGGAUCCACACUUCAUUAUAUCAGUGCCACAAAAACAAGAUGCCAUUUGUUUCAAUAUCAAUGAAAACCCAGGUGCUGUGUUAAAUUUAAUAAAUGACCCAGUUACAGGCAUCAGAGUCAAUGGAGAACUCAUUGGUGAUAAGAAAGCAAAUGGUGAUGCAAAGAUCCAAAACACAUAUUUUGGAAAGCUUGGCCUUGCAAAUAAGCACCUCGAUCUCAAAGUGACAGUGACUCCUGAGAAGAUCACAAUUCAGCACAGCAAUGAAAAAACAGAUUUCACCUGGCUUGACUCAGUUACUUUGCAACAAGAAGGUUUAACUUUGAUAAUAAACAGGAAAAAAGAUCUUGUGCUCUCAAUGGGCAGCGGUGCCUCGUUUGUUAUUGUUUUGCACCAAGUAUGGAAGAAACAUCCUCUCCACCAAGAUUUCCUAGGACUGUAUACAUUGGAAAGUGAGAAACUGUCUGAACAGACCCAUGGAUUAUUAGGGCAGUUUUUCCACCCCAUUGACUUCACCAUACUUGAAAUUCAUCCUGGGUCCGAUCCCAAGAAACCAGAUGCCACAAUGAUUGUUAAAAACAACAAACUGACAGUAACAAGGGGCUGGCAGAAGGAUUACAGGGAAGAUCCUGUGCACGGUGUUGAUGUUCCUUGCUGGUUUGUUCAUAACAACGGAGCUGGCUUGAUAGAUGGUGUUCAUACGGACUAUAUUGUUUCCAGCCUGUUUUAA